UCCCAACAUACAUUCUCAUUUGUCAAGUGGAUCAAGCUUGCUGUUCGAUUGCUCAUCACAAUCACAAAUUUUCCAAUUUUCGUUUUGAGUGCUCGCUCGUGCUACGUAAUCUCAUUGUAUCCUACGGUUUUGACCGUGUUUUUCUCUCGAAGUUCAUACAAGGCGCAAUUACGAUUUGCCACGAUGACGAAGUUAAUACAACAGUUAAAUUUUAGUAGUAGUAUUAGUAAUUACUACGGGGCAUCUGCGAUUGAAAUUGAACCGAACCCUCUGAAGGAGAAAAAAUUCGGCGAUGGCGCGUCGUUGACCGCCCAGGCGGCCGGCAGCAAGCGCUCCGCUCUGUCGGCUUCGGACGCCGAGUGUUUCUCGCUGUGCCUGGGCGCCGGGCCUCUGUGGUGGUCCGAUGUCCCUGUUGACGGCUCAGCACCUCCCGGAGGGGUGAAUAGCGGGGCUUCGAGCCCCGCAACUCCAUCCACCCCCACCCACGACGACAACAAUCGUGACUUGUUGAGCGGCCUGCUGUGGUGCAGCGCCAGUUCCCUCGCCAGCAGCGCGGAGAGUCUCACCGAGCCUUCAGCGGGGCUCACCCAGCAGCGAGACAGGGAGGCUACCAUCGCCAAAAUUCUGGAGCGCAAGGAUCGUCAGCCGGUGAAAAUCGACUUUAAGAUUUUGCUGACAGAGAACACCCUGACUCGCUGGGAAGCUGUCCUGCAAGGUAGUACCAUCUACCUCCGCGUGCCCGGGGUCCUCCAAUCUGGAAGCAAGGAGAGCUUCAUGUUACUCCUAGACUUCGCUGAGGAGAGGCUGGGGUGCAAGAACUGCAUCAUCUGCGUGCUGAAGUCUCGCCCAGACCGCGCCACGCUCCUGCGCACCUUCAUGUUCAUGGGGUUCCAGCUGAUGUCCCCCACCUCCCCGCUGAUGCCGCACGAGAUCAACAACCCCGAUUACAUAUUCUUGCACUACAAUAUGCAAUAGGUCAUCAUGUUGACAUAGACGCUAGCGACAUCUAACGGGCGCUUUUGGCACUGACAACUCGUAUAAUGGAUAAUAGAUGGCGCUAUGCUUUAUUCAAGUAUGACUCAAUCGCGUUUGCGUUCCGAGCAUCUGUGAGGUAAUUUUUUUAAUAACAUCGUUCCUAUACGCGCCGUCUAAAUAUUUCAUCAACAAUAGCGUCUGUGUCAAUAAAUAACAAACAUUUAGAAUUUCGUGGCAGAAUUAGAAAAUAGGCUUAAAGAUUUCUUUGGCUGAACGAGUAGUUACAUCGAAUAGUUUAGAUCUGUCACGUUUGUAGCUGUCAAUAUUUAUCGAUUAUCGAUGUCGAUACUUUCGACUCAACAUCCCUAUCGGUAGUGCAGUUAGUAUUCGUAUCGGCACGUAUUUUUCAAUAUUUCACUGGGCUGGAUAUAUAGUAGGCGCCAACAAGUAUAAUAAAUAAGUGUUUAGAAUAUUAUCAUAAAGGUACAUUUCUUUAAGUUUUUUUUUUCUGUAAUAUCACGCGUUUCUUUAUAAUAGUAAUAAGCGACCUUACUUUGUAGGUUUCAAUAAUAAAAAUGACUAAAGAAAACUUAAAUAAAUGUAGGCAUUAUUAAGUAUUCAUUUCUACUUUUUUCAGCUUUUAUGUAACAUCGCGCGCAUAAAUACUUUUCUUACUUUUUCUUUACUAUUCUUUACUUAUAAUAAUAAUAUGAGUAUGUUUGUCGUCGUAUCGUAUUCACCCACUCCGGGGUAGAGCAUGUAAUAACAAAAAAAUAUAAAAAAAAUUAAAAAAAAACAAAAAAAAAUUAUCGUUUGUAAAAAUAUUUCGAGUUCCACGUAAUCACUGUACAUUUUUAAUUUUUAACACCUACACCGUCAUGGCUUGAUUUUUUAUUUAACUUUUGACCUAAAACUACUAUAUGAACAUUAUCACAUUGAAAAAAGAAAAAUGUAUUUUAGUGUAAUAUUUUUUCGUUUAAAUGAUUAAAAGUACCUAAUUCGAAAUAUUUCUUUGUCAAUAUUAAUUUCAUCAAAAAACUAUAUGUAUAUCUUAAGUAUAUGAUAGAGUUAAGUGGUUUAUUUUCAUUUAUAUUCCCUUUUUUAGUUACUGGAUUUCUUUGCGGAGUCAUCCAAGUAAUUUAGGUUAAUUUGAACGCGGUCCCCAAUAAUUUCAGUAUUCCUUUUUCAAAGUAUUACCGUUUUGGGAAUGGGUCCGCUAGUAAUUGUAAGUUUAAUGUAUUAAUUGAUGAAAAUAAAGUUAAUCCUGAAAAA
This is a messenger RNA of Amyelois transitella, 2247 nucleotides long. It is a transcript of the gene Oda, whose product is annotated as ornithine decarboxylase antizyme 2. Gene Ontology annotation, biological process: positive regulation of protein catabolic process. NCBI's taxonomy places the organism in Eukaryota, Metazoa, Arthropoda, Insecta, Lepidoptera, Pyralidae. Gene Ontology annotation, molecular function: ornithine decarboxylase inhibitor activity. Gene Ontology annotation, cellular component: cytoplasm; nucleus. The record is from RefSeq and is a predicted model, not a curated record.